GCGUGAUUGACAGCUGGAAAAUCCCGCCUCCUCUUCUCGGUGCAGCUCGCGCUUGCAGCAGUGCAAGAAUCGACUCAGCCGCGGAGGGAGCGUUUCCACGCAUCCAAGUUUGUUCGGACGGACCGAUCACCGGAUUCUCAAAUGAUUAAGUCUGAAGCCAUUUACCGAGGCUAACCGUGAAAACGGCAGGAUUGAGGAUAAAUACCUGCGUGUUCAGAGCUUUACAAAAUGAAACUUUGGUGUUGUGUGUUAGCUGCUGUCUUGUAUGCAGAAACUGCACGCGCGGGGGCAGAGUUCCCGGAGCCAUGUGCUGGACGAGACUGCAGGGGACCGUGUCCGUGUUUACCCUUAAAGGGUGGCAGGGGGAAGCCAGGGUCACUCGGUCCACCAGGGAUCAUGGGUCCUGAGGGAUUCGUCGGAGGCCCGGGGCCUAUUGGGCCAAAGGGUGAAACAGGUCAUGUGGGACGCAGAGGAUCCUCUGGACUAAAGGGGGACAAGGGCCCAAUGGGUGUUCCUGGGUUCGGUGGGAAUGAUGGCAUUCCUGGACACCCUGGUCAACAGGGGUCCAGCGGACCUCCAGGACUAGGGGGGUGUAAUGGCACACAAGGUGACCCAGGUGAUGGAGGACGUAGUGGAUUUACCGGUAGAUCUGGACCUUCGGGAUUGCCUGGUGUAAAAGGACAAAAAGGAGAACCAAAUUACGUAAACAUUCCUUCACCAUCCCCAGUACCUGUGAAAGGCCUUCCAGGUCCAGUAGGAUUUCCAGGUCUAACAGGGUCCAGAGGUCCGGAUGGGUUUCCUGGUUUGCCUGGUCCUCCUGGUCUUCCUGGUCCACCAGGAAGCCCGGGCCAAGGAUACAAAGGAGAGCCUGGAGAAAAGGGGGAUGUUGGUCCAGCAGGAGACAGGGGCAGCCCAGCCGUUCAGUUUAACGCACCACCAAUAAGCAGUAUCAACAAAGGAGAGAAGGGUGAUAAAGGUUAUGCCGGAGCACCGGGUCGCACCGGGAAACCAGGAUCACCAAGCCCAUUUGGUUCUAGAGGAGAGUUUGGUGAAAAGGGAAUUCCAGGAUUGCCAGGAUUAAGGGGUCUUCCGGGUUUGAAUGGACCCCCUGGACCUUCAGGCACUAAAGGCUUUCCUGGGAGUCCUGGACUUUCGGGCCAGCCAGGCUUUUAUGGCACAAAAGGUGGUAGAGGAGAACAAGGUCCACCUGGACCAUCCUUUGGACUAACAGGUGGAACUCCAGGUCCACGGGGUGAUCCUGGGUUUCCUGGUUAUCCUGGGCUAAUUGGAGAUCAAGGUUUUCCAGGGUCUCCAGGUCUACCUGGUCCUCCUGGAUUUCCUUCGUUUGACACAGGACGCCCAGCCAGUCCUGGGCCCCCUGGGAGUCGUGGAUUUAAAGGAGAGAAGGGAAACCCAGGCCGGGAUAUAUAUGGCCCUGAAGGUUUUCCUGGAAGCGUGGGCUUUCCUGGACCCCCAGGUCCCUCUGGACCACCUGGUGAAGCACCUUCUGCAAGUGAGCUCUCUAUAGGGUCACCGGGACCCAGAGGUCUGCCAGGUAUUAAAGGUCCAACUGGAGACAGCGGCUUUAAAGGUUUUAAAGGAGAAAAUGGCGACUGCGAUUGUUUCGGUGGUAGCACGAUUGGUGAACGAGGACCUCUAGGGCCUCCGGGGCCCCCAGGUUUCUUAGGACUGAAUGGUGUAAAGGGAGAAAUUGGUGACCCAGGCUUCCAAGGACUCCGUGGGUUGCAGGGCCCGAAUGGGCGUGAGGGUGGUCAAGGCUUUUUCGGGCGUAAAGGACAGAAAGGUGAACCCUCCUUCCGUCAAGGUAAAGGACCAAAAGGUGAUAGGGGUCAGUUGGGUCUUGCUGGGGCACCUGGAGCAACUGGCAACCCCGGAAGGACUGGAUCUUCUGGUUUCCCUGGACAACCAGGCCUACCUGGGGAUCCUGGUUUUGGAGUGACUGGAGAUAAAGGUUUUCCUGGUAUCUCAGGAUUCAAAGGACGUCCUGGUUCAGUUGGAGAGCCUGGCAUUGGUUUUCCUGGUGCAGCUGGGUUCAAAGGGUCACAAGGGCACCCUGGAUUCAAUGGUCUUCCUGGGCCACCUGGAUCUCCAGGGCUUCGAGGAACAGAACUGCCCUGUAGGAUUCCUGGAAUACCUGGAGAUCCUGGAUUUCUUGGACGUCCUGGAGUGCCAGGGCCAAAGGGUCAGCUUGGUCCCCCAGCAGGGAGAGGACGGACAGGACUAGAUGGGCCAAAGGGUGAGAGAGGAGACCCAGGCACUGGAGGUCUGCCUGGUCCUCAUGGUUUUCCUGGACCCAGAGGAGAUCCAGGUCUACCAGGAGUAACAAAUGCUGGCUUACAAGGAACUACAGGAAGAAACGGUUUUCCAGGUGUGCCCGGAGCAAAGGGACAACCUGGUGAGGUUCUUGGGGCGACCCCUGGAGGUCCAGGACUUUCAGGAAGGCCAGGAGAGCAAGGAGACAAGGGUCAACCUGGGAUACCUGGAUCAUAUGGAAGGCCUGGUGCUGAUGGCCGCAAUGGAUUUCCUGGUGCAAAGGGUGAACACGGUUUGGAUGGAAGACCUGGCUCUCAAGGCCCGCCAGGUCCACCAGGCGAAUAUCUUCCGGGGGGUAUCGCUGGACAUAGGGGCCCGGCUGGACCUAAUGGGUUUACUGGAAAUACAGGAUUCUCUGGGCAGAAGGGUACGAGAGGAGAUCCAGGUCUUCCAGGGCCUGGUGGAGUAAAAGGUAUUCAUGGAUUACCUGGUGUCACAGGGUCACCAGGAUAUAGGGGACCUCCUGGACCCUCUGGUUCUGGAGGCCGCCCAGGCCUGCCUGGAAGAUCUGGAAUAAAGGGGGUGAAAGGGUCUCUAGGGUUGUUGGGAUUCCCUGGAUUUCCUGGUUCUCCUGGAGUAUCAGGUAGCCCAGGUAUUAAAGGCUUGCCUGGUUUAAGAGCACAGGAUGGUUCAACUGGAAGAAGCGGAGCGAUAGGAAUCAAAGGGGAACGUGGAUCUCCGGGUCUUCCAGGACCCACUCCACUGAUUCCACUAGAGCGGCUGCAAAAGGGCGAACCAGGUGACCCAGGAAGCAGCGGACUGCCUGGUUUUCCAGGACCAAGAGGUGAUAAAGGUUUUCAGGGGCAACCUGGACGUCCAGGCUUUCCUGGACUACCUGGUCUUGCAGACCGAGCGAAAGGUUUUCCUGGCCAGCCUGGAUUCCCAGGCAUUCCUGGUUCGUCUAGUUUUCCAGGGCCAAAAGGAUCACCGGGUGUCAUCGGCUUUCCAGGCUCAACCGGUCUGAGGGGUGAUGAUGGUGCACCUGGACUUCAAGGGUUUUCAGGACCUCAAGGACAGAGUGGUGCCAAAGGUGAGAAAGGUGACACGUAUUCAUUACCUGGGGUCCCUGGAGCCAAAGGUGUUAUUGGAGAGCCUGGAUAUUCAGGUCGUCCUGGGCUUCCUGGUAAUGUGGGUGACCCAGGUUUCUCAGGACCCCCUGGAUUUCAAGGCCAGAAAGGUCCUCGUGGAGAGCCAGGAGCACCGGGAUUUGUCUCACCAGGUCUCCAGGGCAUUAGAGGUCUGCCCGGUUAUCCAGGAGCGAAUGGGCGUAAUGGAGAGCCAGGCCUUCCUGGAGCUCCAGGCUCACCGGGAGAGAAAGGUUUUCGAGGGUCACCUGGUUUAGAUGGACUCAAUGGUCUUCCAGGAUCCAAGGGGCAGCCUGGAGUUCCAGGUGUGGUUGAAGGUGGUCGGCCUGGUGCUUCUGGUCCAGCUGGCCUGAAGGGAGAAAGAGGCUCAUCAGUGGCGGGAGCCCCUGGACGCCCUGGAGAAAGGGGAAUCAAAGGAGACAAUGGUUUUCCUGGUUUGAGAGGCUUCCCUGGAAAUCCGGGCCCUCCUGGCCCACCAAGUCCCUCUAACAUCCCGGGUCCUUUCGGAGACCCUGGACUUCCAGGAUUAGACGGACGGGAUGGUCCCACUGGUCCUCCUGGUCUCCCUGGUCCACCAGGCCCUGGAACGGUUCAAGGAGGGAGUGGAGAUGCUGGUUAUCCUGGACUACCAGGCACGCCAGGGCCACGUGGAGACCCUGGUGUUUCUGGAUCCCCGGGAUUUCCCGGCCGUCCUGAUUUCAAAGGACAAAGAGGUGACCCUGGCUAUAGUGGUAUACAAGGACCACCAGGAUUCACAGGAGAAAUAGGGAGUUAUGGCAGCAGAGGAUUGAAAGGGGCAAAGGGUUAUCCUGGUCCUAAGGGGAGACCAGGUUAUGUCUCCCAAACCGUAAACAGAACUGCUAUAGGACCACCAGGUGAUCCUGGCUUCCCCGGUCGUCGUGGGCCUGUUGGUCAGUCAGGAAUAUCAGGCAAGCCAGGCAGUCCAGGACCCUCAGGUCCCAAAGGUGUGAGGGGGUCAGAAGGCAGACUUGGUCCAGCCGGUCCACCUGGAUCUCCAGGACUCUCCGGUGACCCCGGGGCUCCAGGAUUCCUAGGACCAACAGGAACUCAAGGACCCCGCGGUCAGCCAGGGUUGCCAGGUCCUCCUAGUACACCGUCACGCAGUGUCAGUGUUGGUUUUACUCUGGUAAAACACAGUCAGUCCAGCUUCGUCCCCAUGUGUCCUCAAGGCAUGGAUAAGUUGUGGGAGGGCUACAGUUUGCUCUACGUGGAGGGACAGGAGAAAGCACAUAACCAAGAUCUGGGAUUGCCUGGCUCCUGCCUACCUUAUUUCAGCACCAUCCCUUUCCUAUACUGCACACCCAACGAAAUUUGUCACUAUGCUAGCCGCAACGAUAAAUCCUAUUGGCUAUCCACCACGGCGCCUAUUCCCAUGAUGCCUGUAGCAGAUCAGCAGAUAUCCCAGUACAUCAGCCGCUGCUCAGUGUGCGAGGUUCCAUCUCGAGCAGUUGCUGUACAUAGCCAGGAUCUCACCAUACCUACAUGUCCUCAGGGCUGGAGAAGUCUGUGGAUUGGUUACUCUUUCCUUAUGCACACAGCCGCAGGUGGGGAAGGUGGUGGUCAGUCUUUAAUGUCACCCGGUUCUUGUCUGGAGGAUUUCCGUGCCACACCCUUCAUCGAGUGCAACGGUGCUCACGGCACAUGCCACUACUUUCUCAACAAGUACAGUUUCUGGCUGACCACGGUGAAUCAGAAUGAACAGUUCUCAGAGGGUCCGAUCGGGGAAACACUGAAAGGAGAUCAGUAUCGCUCACGAGUCAGUCGCUGUCAAGUCUGCAUGAAGAUCUUGUGAUGCACAUCAGAAAAAAGUGACUUUAACAAAACAAGUAAAGGAGGCCUUUGAGGAUAAAGUGAACCGUAAACUAAUUCAACUGACUGAUUUGUUUGACCUGCUAUAUAUAUAUAUAUAUAUACAGUAUAUAUAUAUGAGACACCCAGCAGUGAUAAGGAGAGCUAAAGAAAGCCCACGCAUAGUAGGGCUUUCCUAUAGUAGGAGAAUAAUGGGAGAGGUUUCUUUUUACCUGUUUAUUAACAGUGGUGCUACAGUAUGUUUCAUGUUGCUUUUUUAUUUUUGGAUAUAUUUAUGGCUACCUUGGAGAGUGCAUCCCAGUGGAUGGCACAGAAUGGUACACAAUAUAUUUUUCAAAAGAAUUCAUACAGCAAGAUCUUAUUUAGCUGGUUGCUACUGCGUUUCAGUUACAGUACAUAUUGGCUUCAGUUGCCUAUAUUGGUGCUUCCAUUACUGUUGGCCAAAAAUAUGUAUCCUCUACUACUCUAUCCCCAAAAAUAUGUAUCCUAUAUGAAUUGCACUGAAGUUAAUAUCUGGAAAAAUAUGUAAAAAAUUAUAACAUAAGAUCACAUGCAACUGAUGUAAGUAAAUUUACUUAGUCCUUCUAGUAUUUAGUUAUCUUAAGCAAAAUUAUUUUCUUUCAUUAAUGAGAAAUCCAUCAAAUAUGAACAAUAAUUAUGAUGAAUAUAAAUGAUACUCUUGCUCUUUUAAGGAUACUGUUUAUCUUUCAUAAUUCAUGACUUCAUAUUCAUAACAAAAAUGGAGUUGAAAAGAAAUGUGAAGCAUAUCAAAAGUUCUUUUAGCAUAUCAAAAUGAUUGUUUAUAUAUUUGUAUUCAAACUGAAACCUUUUAUAACAAAAUGUCUAAUUCGCUGUGUGCAUUCGAGGUGGUAUAUAGACAGGGGUGCACAUAAGUUUUUCUAUCUGGUUCACAAGAGAGCACCUGGAGAUUCGGUUUGGUGCUCACAUUGCACAUAGUGUGACAAAUUAUAUUUACCAAUUAAAAAUAAAAGUAAAACAGUAGUUACUUUUUAAUGAACAAUAAACAAAAUAAUAAAGUGGGAUAAUACUAUAUUUAUAUUACUUUAAAGUACACUUAAAAUACAAUGAUAAUGUAUUUCUUCUUGUUUUUCUUUUUACAUUAGUAAAUAUUAAUUUCAACACCAAUUUUGAAACCUAAAACGACAACCUUUUUGGUUUUUGGCAGGUUACUGGGAAGUGCACUCGCGAACGCACAUGGAGAUUUGCGGUGCGGAGCUAGGAUCGAGUAUAGCAUAGAGAAACACAAGCUGCGUGCAAGUGUCAAGUUUAAACAGCUUGUCCUUUUAGAAAGUUUAAGAGAAGUGGUGUUUGGUAGACGUGCAGCGCAGCGCUUCCAGACAUUCACAGAGGCUGCGCGUGCCGCGUGCUUCUCUAGUAACGAAAGCAGAACCAACAAAGCGCCUACCAAUACUCCGUUUUUCAUCAUUUACACCCAGGUCCCGUUUAACACCGGGAACAAACGAGAUAUCAGUAGAUUUGGCAGCAUUCAGUACAAACGGAAAACUUAUCCAGUAUUACAUUUAGUCGGUCUAAAACAGUGAUUGUGCAUCAAAAGGUUUCAACCAUGUCAGUACGCAAAUGAGCGUUCUAAACUUAUUUACAGAGCGCAUUUUUAAUUUUGGUCGCGCGUGCGCACCACUUAUGUGCAUCACUGUAUAUAGAGUAAUAUAAAGUAAACUGGUUUCUUAAAAAUUGUGUAAUGUAACCACUAUGACCACUAAGCCAUUCAGUCUCUCAUUGGUAGUUUCCUUGAGUACACAUUUAAUUUUAAUUCUGUUGCAUUUUGUCUUGUGUCUGUAAGUGGUUAGAUUAUAGUUCAUUCACAUCAUCUCUCAUUGAUAGAAAAAAUGUGUAUUUAAGCAAAGAAACAGCUGAUUUAUACACUUAUUAAUAUGGAAAGCUUUCCCUAUUUCUGACUGUAAUUUUCUAAAAAUAAAGUUUGUACAUUUGUGAAGAUUGGCUUUUCACACAAUUACCAUUUAUUGUUGU
Triplophysa rosa is the source of this 7259-nucleotide messenger RNA. RefSeq names its product collagen, type IV, alpha 6 (gene col4a6). The coding region runs from base 229 to 5232 and encodes 1667 amino acids. The transcript is spliced from 45 exons. Gene Ontology annotation, cellular component: collagen trimer; basement membrane. NCBI's taxonomy places the organism in Eukaryota, Metazoa, Chordata, Actinopteri, Cypriniformes, Nemacheilidae. The record is from RefSeq and is a predicted model, not a curated record. Gene Ontology annotation, molecular function: extracellular matrix structural constituent.